GGAAAAUGUCUUUAACGAGCUUCUUACCGGCACCGACCCAGCUGUCGCAGGACCAGCUGGAGGCAGAGGAGAGGCUCCGGGCCCAGAAGUCCUACUCCACCGCCUUGGUCUCGUCCCGCAGAGAGCCUCCUCCGUACGGUCACAGAAAAGGCUGGGUGCCACGCACACUAGAGGACUUUGGAGAUGGAGGAGCUUUCCCAGAGAUCCAUGUGGCUCAGUUUCCUCUGGAGAUGGGCAGGAAGAAGAAGACGUCCAACGCUCUGGCAGUGCAAGUGGAUGCAGAGGGAAAGAUCAAAUAUGAUGCCAUCGCCAGACAAGGACAGGGCAAAGAUAAGGUGAUAUUCAGUAAGUACACAGACCUGCUUCCAAAGGAGGUUCUAAAUGAAGACACACCAGAGCUACAGAGGCCUGAUGAGGAGGCUGUGCGAGAGCUGACAGAUAAAACCCGUGCUGCCCUGGACAAGCAGGUGUCUCAGAAGAUCGCCGCUGCAAUGCCCGUCAGAGCGGCAGACAAACAAGCCCCUGCACAGUACAUCAGAUACACCCCGUCCCAGCAGGGAGUGGCUUUUAACUCAGGGGCCAAACAGAGAGUGAUCCGCAUGGUGGAAAUGCAGAAAGACCCCAUGGAGCCUCCACGUUUUAAAAUCAACAAAAAGAUCCCCCGAGGACCUCCUUCUCCCCCAGCUCCUGUCAUGCAUUCUCCAAGCAGAAAGAUGACUGUGAAGGAGCAGCAGGAGUGGAAGAUUCCUCCAUGUAUCUCCAACUGGAAGAACGCUAAGGGCUACACCAUUCCUCUCGACAAACGUCUCGCUGCUGAUGGCAGAGGUCUGCAAACUGUUCACAUCAAUGAGAACUUUGCCAAACUGGCUGAAGCCCUGUAUAUCGCUGACAGAAAGGCCAGAGAGGCGGUGGAGAUGCGAGCCCAGGUGGAGAAGAAGAUGGCUCAGAAGGAGAAGGAAAAGAAGGAGGAGAAGCUCAGGGAGCUGGCUCAAAUGGCUCGAGACCGCAGGGCAGGGAUCAAAACCCACGACGACAAAGGUGGCGAGGACAGCGAGGCCAGGGAGCGUGAUGAGAUCCGCCAGGGCAGAAGGAAAGAGAGACAGCACGACAAGAACAUUUCCCGGGCUGCUCCUGAUAAGAGAUCGAAACUGCAGAGAGAUCAGGACAGAGACAUCAGUGAGCUCAUCGCUCUGGGCAAACCAAACCCUCGUUCCUCCAGCGAGGCUCAGUACGACCAGCGACUCUUCAACAUGAGCAAGGGUAUGGACAGUGGUUUUGCAGGCGGUGAAGACGAGACGUACAACGUUUACGACCAGCCGUUCCGUGGCGGCAGAGACAUGGCCUCCAACAUCUACAGGCCCAGCAAGAACAUCGACAAAGACGCCUACACAGAUGACUUUGAAACGCUCAUGCGUGAAAACAGAUUUGCUCCAGAUAAGGAGUUCUCAGGCGCUGACCACACACAGAGAAGGGAAGGACCGGUCCAGUUUGAGGAGGAUCCCUUCGGUCUGGACAAGUUCUUGGAGCAGGCCAAGCAGCACGGCGGCUCCAAGAGACCUUCCACCAGCAACCGCUCCAAGGACGACUACCACGACAAGAAACGCAGGAAGGAGUAGGAGUCUGAACAGAUCAGGAAACGGUGAAUUAAAAGACGAGGUGGAGGUUUCUUCACCUCCUCCGUGGUUGAGGAAAGAAAGUGCGAGAUUGUUUGAAUUCUCUUUUUUUCCUCCUAUUUUCACAAUUGUCAUUGACUCUACUUUAUGAAGCAUUCAGUGUCAGGCUAAAUAUGACAUGUUAAUGUAACACGAGCAAAGCUGAAAUGAGAAUUGUGUGACAUCUGCAUCUGAUAUAUUACUCUGUACAGCGCAGCCGAUGUCCUAUCAGAUGUGGCUGCUAAUAUUUGGUGAUAUUUAGGCCCUGGAAUUAUGUAGACUUUAGUUACCGUGUUUUUUUUUAAUUUUUUACAUGUAACAUUAAAUAUUUACAGACUAAACUCAACAGAACCCGAGCAAAAUGUGUUCAGUAUUUACCUUUUUCUCAUCUGUGACCCACAUCCCCCCGUUGUUUCUUCUUUUUUGUUAGCUAUGUUUUAUUUAAGGCCCUGGUGUAUUUGUGAGCCCAGUCUGUGUUUGAUAGCAGAUAUGUACAGCAGUAUAUCUAGAAGGUGUAAAGCAAAGCAGCUUUAUAAUUCUCCUACAUUACUACCAAUGGAAUAAAUUUCAUAUAGUGUGUAA
Acanthochromis polyacanthus (spiny chromis) is the source of this 2234-nucleotide messenger RNA. RefSeq names its product SNW domain containing 1 (gene snw1). The record is from RefSeq and is a predicted model, not a curated record. The coding region runs from base 6 to 1616 and encodes 536 amino acids. Lineage: Eukaryota; Metazoa; Chordata; Actinopteri; Pomacentridae. Gene Ontology annotation, cellular component: spliceosomal complex. Gene Ontology annotation, biological process: mRNA splicing, via spliceosome. The transcript has 14 exons.